Messenger RNA from Perca flavescens (yellow perch), 1951 nucleotides. It is a transcript of the gene pef1, whose product is annotated as penta-EF-hand domain containing 1. Gene Ontology annotation, biological process: COPII vesicle coat assembly. The transcript has 5 exons. Gene Ontology annotation, molecular function: calcium ion binding. Bases 55 to 861 code for a protein of 268 amino acids. NCBI's taxonomy places the organism in Eukaryota, Metazoa, Chordata, Actinopteri, Perciformes, Percidae. The record is from RefSeq and is a predicted model, not a curated record.
GUGCUGUUUCCGCCUUGACGGCUGCAUUGUUGAAGGAAGUGAAGUCUGUCAAACAUGAGUUUCCACUACGGCCAGGGCUAUCCCGGAGCAGGAGGACGCCAACCAGCACCAGGUGCUGCAUACGGGGGAGGCAGUGGUCCCUAUGGGCCUCCCCCCUCAGCUCCAUACGGAGGUGCAGCACAACAACCAGGAGGUCCUUAUGGUGCAUAUGGAGCCCCAGGUCAACCAGGAGGGCAGUAUGGGCAAGGACCAGGGGGUGCCCCCGCCGGGCAAUACGGGGGUUAUGGGGGACAACCACAUGCAGGACAAUAUGGACAACAUCCUCCUGCAGGUAACAUCCCUCCUGGUGUUAACCCGGAGGCGUACCAGUGGUUCCACACUGUUGACACGGACCGCAGUGGCUUCAUCAACCUGAAGGAGCUGAAGCAGGCACUCGUCAACUCCAACUGGUCGGCUUUCAAUGAUGAGACCUGCCUCAUGAUGAUCAACAUGUUUGACAAGACGCGGUCGGGUCGAAUGGACAUGUUUAGCUUCUCAGCUCUGUGGGAGUUCAUGCAGCGGUGGAGGGUGCUCUUUCAGCAAUACGACAGAGACCGCUCAGGCUGUAUCAGCAGCACGGAGCUACAACAAGCCCUCGCUCAGAUGGGCUACAACCUGAGUCCCCAGUUUUCUCAGACGUUGGUGCAGCGCUUCACCUUGCAAGGCGGACGCCCCGGCAUCCAGCUGGACCGCUUCAUCCAGGUGUGCACCCAGCUCCAGACCAUGACGCAGGUCUUCAGGGAGAAAGACACGAGCAUGACAGGCAACAUCCGCCUUAACUAUGAGGAUUUCCUGUCUGGGGCCGUCACCAGGCUCCUGUGAGCCUCCUUUCCACUGGCUAUCCCUUUGCACUGGGGAUUCACAGUAUCAUUCCAUGUUCAGGUCAUAUUUUGCCCAGUUUUCAAUGCUCUGCCAUAAGUGCCCCCCCCCCCCCCACACACACACACCUGUUGGUACAGUGUAUGCUGUAUGUCAGCUGGAACAUGCACUUGAAUAGAGCCCAAUGGCUAUUAUAAAAGGUAGCUAAAGCUUUUACUGGAUUUCACCAGAGGGUCAGCAGGUGAUUGUGAAAGGGAUUGUUUAGAAGGUAACUGAUGCUAGAGACCCCCACUCAUAAUCCUACCAUAUAUGCCUUGGUGACGGUUAGAACGUUUCUUAUUUACUAGUACCAGUAUUUGAUUGAAUAGUUUAACUGAGAUACACACUUGCUUAAUUCACCGAAUGUUGACCCGGCCACCCGUCUAGCCACACACGUGUCAGCUCUGAAUCAGUGUAAAGACUCGACUAGAAGAUUUAACGGAUCAGUCAGUGAAAGAAGAUCAUUUCUCUGCUCCUACAGUGGAAUACCAGACUGCAUGACGAUAAUUAUGCUGACCAGCAAGUUCAUACCCUGUGAUUUUGCUCACAUGCAGCCUUAAUAUGAUCCUGUGCCAUUAGAACAUAGCCUUUUAUAUUGUAUAUGUAUAUCAGGAAUAUUCAACAUUUCCAGAGGGUAUUUCCAUGCAAUGGUUGCACAUUGUAUUGCACAUUGCUUUGUAUCGUAAUGUAUGUAAUUAAGCAAAAUCGGGCAACAUUUUAUAAUAUCAGAAUUAUUCUACUCUCACAUUUAGCGGGGCAUUGCGGUUAAAGAGCUGCAACUAGGUGAUUUGAAAAAAAGAAAUGAAUUUAUUUUUAUGUUUGCUACAUUGCACUCCUGUAAGCCACUAUCAACCAUAAAUACAAACAGUUAUCUGUGGCCAAAAGAAAAGUGACCCAAAAGCACUAAAAAAGGUGUUCCCUAUUAUGUUUGCCACUUUCCCCUCAAUGAAACGGGAUCUUCGGUGAUUGUUGGGCCAGUAACAGAUAAAACACGCCAGGAAACAUGCCAAAAUGGUUCUUAAUGCCAAAAACAAAUAAAUGCUUUUCUAUCACA